Molecule: messenger RNA, 1328 nt
Organism: Halteromyces radiatus
Lineage: Eukaryota; Fungi; Mucoromycota; Mucoromycetes; Mucorales; Cunninghamellaceae
Exons: 1
Coding region: 50-1180 (376 amino acids)
Source: RefSeq, a predicted model, not a curated record
AAUUUCUCUUUAUUUUCUUUUUAUAUACCCCAUCAGUGUUUCAAUAAAAAUGAGAUAUAUGGAACAAUUAGAAGAAGAAUAUCCUGUAUAUCCUAUUACUGCUACUCGUAUCAUUGCUUGGGAUUCUCCUUCUAGUUGGAUCGAUACAACUCAACAUAGUGAUUCUUCUUCCUUGGACGCCAUUACAACAACAACAACAUUUCAACCAUUGACGUCCAAUAAUCUUUCAAUUUAUUCACAAUCUUCACCAGUGGAUUCAAAAACGGAAAUGCUUGCUCGGUAUUAUUCAUCUAUGAGGCAUAUGGAUGGAUCAAAAAUAGGCAACAACAGUAGAAACAACACAACAACAACAACAACAACAACGAAAAAUGUGGCCAUUGAUGCUCAUCCUUUACCUUUCCCGUAUCACAAUGAUAGUACUUUUUUACCUACGGUUGAAACUGGUCGAACUCGAUUUGAUAGUGAAAGUACUCAAUCAUUAUAUGACAGUCAACCUUCCAGUCCCACUCUUUCUGUCUUUUCUUCAUCUAAAAGACAUCUUUAUACCGCUACUCGUGGACAUCAUCAACAAUCACCAAGUUUGUCCCCAUCCAAUCAUCGCUAUCGACGUGGAAGUAAUGUUAGUCAUUAUUCAACUGCAACAGGUCGUCGAUCCAGUUUUCAGGCCACCCGACAACAACUUCAUUCUUUGCUCAACAAGGGACGAGUCAAUAAUGUGCAACGACGAUUAUCCUUUUUAUUACCUGGUAAAAAAGAACCAUCCUUACAACCUAAUUCUAUUAUUCGACAAUCAUCUACGGACAGUUGCAGUGAAAAAAACAACAAGAAUCAUCAUGCUUCCACCUCUGCUUCUACAACAGGACUUGAUGAUGAUUAUCAUCAACAAUCAACAAGGAAAGGUAUAUUAUCAUCUCAACCUACUUGUUCCUUGGAUAGGACGACAAUAACAACAACACCAUCACCUCGAACAACUUGUACAUUUACAACAGAAAGUAGUGAUACACCCACUGUGAUUUCUUCAUCUACUUUUCAUGACGCGUCUUUUUGGCAACCAUCCAUCUACAUGGCUUCUCCAUCCAGUGAAUAUCAACAACAACAGCGAUAUUCUUCUUCUCCUCAUCGAAAAGAUGGCUUAUUUUCUCGUUUUGCUAAAAAACUCUGGCCUUUCAAACAUGUUUAAAAUAGUUGAUCUUAUUCCCCCUUCCUUUCUUUAGUUUAUAUCCCAUCUAUAUAUAUUUUUUUUGUACACUUCUCUCUUUUUCUCUUUUAUAUAUCUAUUUAUCUAUAUAUAUACAAAUGUCAAUAAAUUGUUUUAUCUUAUGCAUCAA